This is a messenger RNA of Anopheles aquasalis, 1233 nucleotides long. Its product is annotated as enoyl-[acyl-carrier-protein] reductase, mitochondrial. Gene Ontology annotation, cellular component: mitochondrion. Gene Ontology annotation, biological process: fatty acid metabolic process. The record is from RefSeq and is a predicted model, not a curated record. Gene Ontology annotation, molecular function: oxidoreductase activity. Lineage: Eukaryota; Metazoa; Arthropoda; Insecta; Diptera; Culicidae.
AAAAACAUAAACAAACGGCUCGAAACGAAAAACAGUGCGCGAAGCAAGAAAGAUGUCCUUCUUCGCAAAGCGGUUCACAAAAACCGUGGCAGGACAGCAUUUACUGUCCGGCACAGUCCGGCAGAUGAGCCUGGUGGCCAAAGUGCUCCGAUACGGGGAGUUUGGGGAACCGGCCAAAGUGCUGCGACUGCAGGAGGAACCCGUGCCGGAACCGAAAGAUGGGGAAGUACUGAUAAGAACGCUAGGGGCCCCGAUUAAUCCAGCGGACAUUAAUACGAUUCAAGGAAAGUAUCCCGUUAAACCCACCUUUCCUGCGGUUGGUGGUAACGAGUGCGUCGGCGAAGUGGUCGCUAUCGGCGGGGGUGGUGGUGGUGGAGGAGCUAGUCUAAAGGUAGGCGAUCGAGUCGUCCCAUUUGCUACCGGUCUCGGAACAUGGCGCUCCCAUGCCAUCUACAGUGCAGGGCAGCUGAUGAAAGUACCGGCCGGUAUUGAUGUUGCGGAAGCUGCAACCAUCACCGUUAACCCGUGCACCGGUUAUCGGAUGUUGAAGGACUUUGUCUCGCUCGAAGCGGGCGAUACGGUCAUACAGAAUGGGGCCAAUUCGGCGUGCGGUCAAGCGAUCAUUCAACUGUGCCGAGCCUGGAACAUCGAGUGUGUCGGUGUUGUGCGAGAUCGGCCCGAAUUUGGACAACUAAAAGACUAUCUGAAAGGUCUCGGGGCGGCAGAAAUUCUCACCGAGGAGGAACUCCGAACGACAAAGCUGUUCCGGGAUGGAAUAUUCCGUAAACCGAAGCUGGCGUUGAACUGUGUGGGCGGUAAGAAUGCGCUCGAGAUGUCGCGUCAGCUGGAUCAGGCCGGUGUGAUGGUUACCUAUGGUGGCAUGUCCCGGGAACCGGUGACGGUACCGACGGCUUCGCUCAUCUUCAAGGAUCUCCGCUUUGUCGGCUUCUGGAUGACGCGCUGGACCAAAGAGAAUGCCGCCAGUCCGGCGCGGGCCGAGAUGUUUAACGAACUGUUUGGAUUGAUCGAUCGUGGAGCGCUGAAAGCGCCGGCACACGAGAUGAUUGCCUUCGACGAGUACAUAUCGGCCGUAACGAACGCACUCAACAUCCAGGGGUUUGUCGGGAAGAAGUAUAUCUUUAAGUUCUAAGUAAGCUGUGGUGCCGCUGCAACCGCUAUGGUUGUUGCCAUGGAUAGUGAAUAAAUACGUUGUUUUCGUUGUUUAAUACUUCA